Messenger RNA from Lemur catta (Ring-tailed lemur), 7018 nucleotides. It is a transcript of the gene ACAP2, whose product is annotated as ArfGAP with coiled-coil, ankyrin repeat and PH domains 2. Lineage: Eukaryota; Metazoa; Chordata; Mammalia; Primates; Lemuridae. The record is from RefSeq and is a predicted model, not a curated record. Gene Ontology annotation, cellular component: endosome membrane; cytoplasm. The coding region runs from base 326 to 2662 and encodes 778 amino acids. The transcript is spliced from 23 exons. Gene Ontology annotation, molecular function: GTPase activator activity; protein binding.
CCCGAGCGCCCGCAGGCGGUGCUGCCGGAAGCUCCGCCCAUUGGCCGCCGGGUUCGUGGCUGGCUGGCCAAGGCUGUCACUCCCCCGCCGUUUCCCUGAGGCCAGCGCUCUGCUGGGGGCGGGAGGAAGAGGGGCAGGACUGGGGCCUGACGAGCCGUCGCUGUCUUCGCGGCUUCUAUGAUCAGCGGGCGAGGCGCCCUCCGCAGCUCCGCACAGCACUAGUCGGGGCCGUGCGCCCGCCGUAGCCGUCUGGGUCCCCAGCGCGGCCGCUCCCGCGGCCCCCUCGGCUCUUCCAGCGCUGCCUGCGAGGCUAGGCGGAGGCAGGAUGAAGAUGACAGUGGAUUUCGAGGAGUGCCUGAAGGACUCGCCCCGCUUCAGGGCUGCUUUAGAAGAAGUAGAAGGUGAUGUGGCAGAAUUGGAACUAAAACUUGAUAAGCUUGUGAAACUUUGUAUUGCUAUGAUUGAUACUGGAAAAGCCUUUUGUGUUGCAAAUAAACAGUUCAUGAAUGGGAUUCGAGACCUGGCUCAGUAUUCUAGUAAUGAUGCUGUAGUUGAGACAAGUUUGACCAAGUUUUCUGACAGUCUUCAGGAAAUGAUAAAUUUUCACACAAUCCUGUUUGACCAAACUCAGAGAUCAAUUAAGGCACAGCUUCAGAACUUUGUUAAAGAAGAUCUUAGAAAAUUCAAAGAUGCCAAGAAGCAAUUUGAAAAAGUCAGUGAAGAAAAAGAAAAUGCAUUAGUAAAAAAUGCCCAAGUACAAAGAAAUAAACAACAUGAAGUUGAAGAAGCCACAAACAUUUUGACAGCAACAAGAAAAUGUUUUCGACAUAUAGCCCUUGACUAUGUACUUCAGAUUAAUGUUCUUCAAUCAAAAAGGAGAUCAGAAAUCCUAAAAUCAAUGUUAUCUUUUAUGUAUGCCCAUUUGGCCUUCUUUCAUCAAGGAUAUGAUCUGUUUAGUGAACUCGGGCCCUACAUGAAAGAUCUUGGAGCACAGUUGGAUCGACUGGUUGUGGAUGCAGCAAAAGAGAAAAGAGAGAUGGAGCAAAAACAUUCCACCAUCCAACAAAAGGAUUUCUCCAGUGAUGAUUCUAAGUUAGAAUAUAAUGUAGAUGCUGCAAAUGGUAUUGUUAUGGAAGGAUAUCUGUUCAAACGAGCCAGCAAUGCCUUCAAAACUUGGAACAGACGCUGGUUUUCAAUACAGAACAAUCAGUUGGUUUACCAGAAAAAGUUUAAGGAUAAUCCCACUGUAGUAGUUGAAGAUCUUAGGCUCUGCACAGUGAAGCAUUGUGAAGACAUAGAACGACGAUUCUGCUUUGAGGUGGUCUCUCCAACAAAAAGUUGUAUGCUCCAGGCAGAUUCUGAAAAGCUGCGCCAGGCAUGGAUUAAGGCUGUUCAGACCAGUAUUGCUACUGCUUAUAGAGAGAAGGGUGAUGAAUCAGAGAAGCUGGAUAAGAAAUCAUCUCCAUCCACAGGAAGUCUAGAUUCUGGAAAUGAAUCAAAAGAGAAAUUAUUGAAAGGAGAAAGUGCUCUGCAGCGGGUCCAAUGUAUCCCUGGCAAUGCCAGCUGUUGUGACUGUGGUCUGGCAGACCCUCGGUGGGCCAGCAUCAACUUGGGCAUCACCUUGUGUAUUGAGUGCUCCGGGAUUCACCGGAGUCUUGGGGUUCAUUUUUCUAAAGUAAGGUCUUUGACUUUAGACACCUGGGAGCCGGAACUUUUAAAGCUUAUGUGUGAAUUGGGGAAUGAUGUUAUAAAUCGGGUUUAUGAAGCUAAAGUGGAAAAAAUGGGAAUAAAGAAACCACAACCAGGACAAAGACAGGAGAAGGAGGCAUAUAUCAGAGCAAAAUAUGUGGAGAGGAAAUUUGUGGAUAAAUAUUCUAUAUCAUCAUCACCUCCUGAGCAGGAAACAAAGAUUGUCUCCAAAAGUUACGAAGAAAAGAGGCUGAGCAUUUCUAAACUUGGGCCAGGUGACCAACUCAGAGCAUCUGCCCAAAGUUCAGUCAAAAGUAAUGACAGUGGAAUCCAGCAGAGCUCUGAUGAUGGAAGAGAAUCUUUACCCUCCACAGUGUCAGCCAAUAGUUUAUAUGAACCUGAAGGAGAAAGGCAAGAUUCUUCUGUGUUUCUUGACUCUAAACAUCUUAAUCCAGGACUUCAGCUUUAUAGGGCUUCAUAUGAAAAAAAUCUUCCUAAAAUGGCUGAGGCUUUGGCUCACGGUGCAGAUGUGAACUGGGCUAAUUCAGAGGAAAACAAAGCAACACCGCUUAUUCAGGCUGUAUUAGGGGGCUCUUUGGUGACAUGUGAAUUCCUCCUACAGAAUGGUGCUAAUGUGAACCAAAGAGAUGUCCAAGGACGGGGACCACUGCACCAUGCAACCGUCUUAGGGCACACAGGGCAGGUAUGUUUAUUCCUAAAACGAGGUGCCAAUCAACAUGCCACUGAUGAAGAAGGGAAAGACCCUUUGAGCAUAGCUGUGGAAGCAGCCAAUGCUGAUAUAGUAACCUUGUUACGUUUAGCAAGAAUGAAUGAAGAGAUGCGGGAAUCAGAAGGACUUUAUGGACAGCCAGGUGAUGAAACGUACCAGGACAUUUUUCGUGAUUUUUCCCAAAUGGCAUCCAAUAAUCCAGAGAAACUAAAUCGUUUCCAGCAAGAUUCACAGAAAUUCUGAUUUUUUUUAAAAAAGGGGAAAAUAUGAAAUUUGGUGACCCCUAAUGUAUACAGCUGAAAAUUUGCAAAUUUUUACUGCUUUUGUUCUACUUAAUUUUGGUAGAUAUUGAGUGGUUUGGAAAAAGGUACCCAUUCAUUGAUAUUUUUAUAAAUUAAAACGUAGACCUCUAGUAGUUGGGAGAGGAACCUACUUUAGGACCUCUUUUAUUUUAAGAAAGCCUGUAUAAAGGGCUGUUUCUUAUAGAUAAAAGUUGAAUCUACAUCUAGGCCAUUUCUAGGUUACAAGAUGCUAAGAGGUUAGACAAAAUUUCAUUUUUUUGCCAAUGGGUGGUAGCAUUGAUUUUUUUUCAUUCAUCUUGCCCAGGAUCAUUCAUUCAAGCAUGUCUUCGUCAAGUGGGAGCCAACUGUCCUGUCUGCCUCAAGAAUGUCUUUUCUUUAGCUUCCCUGAUGGUUUUUGGUGAUUUAGAAAUAGGUUUUGUGUGUGUGUGUGUGUGUGUGUGUGUGUGUGUGUGUGUGUAUGUGGUAGCAGCUUAGCUAUCAUACACAUAACAAGUGAUUUAAUUAUUAGAACUAGAAAAAUCCCCAUUUGCUCAUAAAUGCAGUUAUACUCCUUAGAUGACAAAGUAUUGUCCCGUACUUUAACAUACAUACAAUGGCUAUACAGGUAUAGACCAUAGUUCAGUCCUUUAGAUUUAUUCCAUCUUAUGAGGCAAAAAGAAGCUUUUACUUUUUCAAAUCACCAGAAGGAUCCCAGUUCAGAAGUUGUACUUCUUCAUUGUUGGGCUGAUUUCCUAAAAUUUUGACAAAUUUGUUGAUGUAAUAAAAUUGUGUUUCAAAGGUUACUUGAAUGUUGCAAAAUUAUGCUUUCAUCAAAACUUAACUUUCCAAGGAAAAGUUGAUUUAUAAAAUAACAUAGGACAUUUUUAUAUUUGAAAUUUGUUCUAUUAAAGACACAUUUUUGCUAUUGCUCCUAGUGAAAAAAAAUCUCUCUGUACAAAGAAACCCCCGUUUUUUUGCAGUUUAUAUUAAAAUAUACAGCAAUAAAUUGCUUUUUAUUUUUUUCUACAUCUAUCCUGUGUACUUAUACACAGUGUACAUUCUUUUAAAUUAUAUCAUAUAUAUAGCUUUAGUAUUUGGUUACAUGAAUCACAGACCUUUGAAUUCUAGAAUAUUAUGGAUAUACUUUUUACCACUUAUAUGCUACAAAUUAGUCUGAUUCCAUCUUUGAUUGACAUGUCUUGACUACAAAUAAUUUGCCUUAUCGUUCCUCUCCAGUGUUGUCAACAAUUAAAUUUAAUCUUCUUUUAGAAAUUAUAUGUAAGUAAUGUUACUGAUACUCUUUCUAAAUAAAAGAGGUCUUUAAAUUUAUAAAAGAGAAAUUAUAUUUAAUUGGAUAAAUAAUAAAUUUUCUAACAUUUCACUCCCAAUAACUAGAGUUUUGUAAAUUGAUUAAACAUUAAAUCAGAAUCCAUCUAAACAGAAAUUAUACUGAAAUAAGUUCACAUCACAAAAAAUGUUCCAGAAUUUGGCCAAAUUGCAUGCAUGUAAUGUUUAUUAAUAGUAGUCACUAUAUAUUAUAUGAGGAUAAAAAUAUAUUUGUAAAUUAUUUCUGAGGAAAUGCUAACUUCUAAACAUUGUAUUUGAAUUACAAUAAUAGGAACAUUAAAUCUUUCCUGUUUCACCUCAAAGUCACAGAUCAUCAUUAGGUACUUUAUCUGAAGGCAAAAAUCUGAUUUGUAAUUUUUAUUACAGUAUACUUUGUUAUCAAUUGUCCAAAAAGGUCAAGGAAAAGAAAGAUGGUAAAAUAAACAGGAAGAAAGAAAGAGAAGAGAAAGCCUCAUUUUUCCUUGACAGUGCCUGUUCCUGUUUUAAUCCUAGGACUUCACUCCUAAAGAUCCUGACCUUUAUUUGAGCAAGUCCAGGUAGUUUUCCUUUUGGAUCUGGCCAUUGGUGCUUCUAAUCACCUCUAGGAUCUGUGUGGCUCUGAAGGCAAUUCCUUAUGACACUCUUACCUCCUGUGGCUUGAGUCUUGAAUUGUUAAUGUGGCAGUAAUUAGUGUCUACUUAAACUUACUGGUUAGAGAUAUAUUUGAAGUGCCCUAAAGAUGAUCAUGGUUGUGAAUAUCUUCAGAGAAAGCUAAAUCUUUAAUAUUGCAUGGAGGCUGGCAGUAUAAAAAUACAUUUCUGUGGCUUGAUUCUUUGAAUGUGCUGAGACUUAAUUUGGACUAAAUUUGGCAGAAACGAUGUAGUAAACAGCAAGGCUUUAAAUUAAUAGUUACGAGGUAGGUUGGCUCUUAGGUGAAUUUAGCUGUGUCAACUAAUAGCUUUUAUAUAGUAUAUAACAAAUCUGAGUAUUGUUAUGCUGUGAAUUUUUCAGUGCAUUGUGAGAAAUUGUAGAAUAAACAAUGUUAAUCAUACUCUUGGGCUUCAUUAGUCAAUGUGAUUGCCCUUUGUUUUCUUUCCAUAACUUAUCUGCUAUUAUUAGUUUCUGAUUCCUUAUUACUAAUCUGUUAGCUCAUUAUCAUUAGCUCACUAACUCAAAAAUUAGAUUAAUAUCAGAAUAAGAAGGGCAGCACUAACUAUGAAGAGUUCAUAAAAUGCAGUUUUAUGUUAGAACUAGAAUAAAGGUAAUUGAGCAGUUAUUUGUAAUGCUUCAUUGCAACAUAUUUAAGAUUUCUAAGACUUCAAAAAUCACCUUUAAUGCAAUCCUUAGAAAUUCAGAAAUUUCCUGGGAUUCACUACAUUACAGUGUUCACCUAAUUUAUACUGGUUUUCACUGUAGAUUUUAAUGAACUUUGGUGUUUACUUUCCCAGACAUACAGGUUUAAUUUGGAAUAUGUACUUUGGUUCUUCACGACUGCAGUUUGAAAAAAAAAAAAAAAAGUUAUACCUUCAUAGUCUGACCAACUUAGGUUUGUGACAUGUUAGCAGUAUUUAAAAAAUAUAUUUUAUGCAUGUUAAUUGUGGUCACAAUAAAUGAAAUUGUGUUUAAAACUAAAUUUACCCAUUUUGAAUAAUCAAACAUUCCAAGAUCACUCUUAGAUGGUCAAAUUAAUACUUCUGUAUAGUAGCACUUUGGACCACGGACGUGAGCUGGAAAAUGAUAUAUUUUUAUAGAAUUGUAUGUCCAGAAUGAUUUUAGAACUGCAUGAUAUAGUGGAAAGAGCACUGGACUAGUAGUCACUACCCUUUUUGGAUUCAAGGCUCCUCACAAAUAAAAUGAGUGGAAUGAAACAAGGUGAAAGUAUAACAACAUCCCUUUGUAUACUGUUUUACUACUUACAAUGUACUUUGGCAUUGCUUUAUCUCACCUGAUUCUCACAGUAGGAAUUCUGAGAUCUUACCCUCUGAGCUCCAACAUUGUCUGUGUUUUUGAUCCUAGCGUGUCCCUCUAGUUGUGCAGAGGUGGUUCUCUCGGUUUGCUAGUUGGUGGCAGAGCUGACACCAUAACCCAGGUCUGACUACUACUCAGAGGCACUUUACUUGUAUCGUGAAAUGAUUUGAAAUCAUUGUAAAGCAGCAAAAUCUGAUAAUGACUGCCAGCUUUCCUUGUGUUUUGAUAACAAAGACUCCAAAUAUUCUGGAGAACCUGGAUAUAAGGUUUGAAGGAAUAGACUGGGAUUUGAAGACAUCAAAUUGUAGGAAAUUUGACAUUUUUGCAAUAAGAAACAAUGACAGCAAAACAUUAUAAUUUUAAUUCACCAUAUAUGUAUCAAUUUCUUGAUGCUUCCAAAUAACCUAUAAAUAUGGUUUUAUGGAUGUUAUUUUCUGUUUAUAUAAACUUAUCCUCUUAAAAUGGGAUCAUAGGACAAAGCAGGGUUUGACUAAAUAAACUUUUCUCUGUAUUGUCUUUUCACUAUGUUAUUUUCUAAAUUUUCUUAUUUUUCCUUAAGCUCCCUAUUCCCCACAUUUUGGAUGCUAAUUUUAAACAGGGAAAGCUUGCUACAUUAUAAAGAUUGUUGGCACCAUUUAUUUUACACAAAGGCUAAAGGUUAACUUUUGGAAAUGAUGAGCUACUUUUCUAUGUGUUUACUUGUGCUUUGUGAUAUUUCUGGAUCAUUCCAGUCAUAAAGACUUAUUACAUGUAAUAUUUCUUGCUACCUGUGAAAAGGUAUAUUUUAAAGAAUGUGUAACCAAUAGUCCAUUCACUUUUUAUUAGUAUGUAGAGGAUUUGUAUCUAACUCAUGAAUGUAGUUUUACUGUAGUUUGUCAUUGUAAAUGGAGCAAAGUACAUUAUCUUUGUAGUUAUUCUAAAAUGUACAUUAUGUAAGAAUUGUAAAUAUUAUACUUGAUUAAGUACUUUGUAUGCUGAAAAAUUACAAUAAUAAGUCAAUAAAGAUCUCACCUCUGGCAUAGUU